GUGCGCAUGCGUGAGCUAAAUAGCUACACCAUUUUUCACUUCUUUCUCUUCCCAAAACUGAAAGCCGCAGCACUGAUACUGCGAUGCUCAAUUAGUGCGACUUAGUAGUGUUAUAUUAGUGAAAGUGAUAUUUUAUUUAGUUGGACCUCUGUAGUUUGUGCAAACAUGUCGCCCAAGUUACCAGUGCCGCCGCUACAGGAGAUCACUCUGUCGUUAGUGGCGAGACAGUUGAUCCACGCCCUGUCUCGUGUUUCAUCUGAAGAAGAUUCCGCGCUGGAGUUCGCUAUGGUCUCCUCGUACUACGAGAGCAUGGGCGCCACCAAUGACAUAUUCCAGGAUCUCAUUAACUUAAUACUUAGCUCGGAGUACUUAGAACCCUCCGUUAGAUACUACACAAUGAAACUACUGCUCAAAGAAAACGUCAAAAGUUUAGCGACGGGAAUCUUUCCUCUACCCUAUUAUAGGAAGGUCCUUGAGCUCAUUAUGGAGCAAGGUCACCACUUGACUGCUCUCAAUUUGAAAGGAGUAUGGGUUAAGGACGACCACUUGCCAAUAAUGUAUCAGUUGUUGAAAAAUCUUCCUAAUUUAACAUGUUUAAAUAUUCCAUACAUUGCUAACGACGAAGUGCUCAAAUAUAUCGGCAAGUACAAUAAGGUGUUGAAGUUGUUGGACAUUUCUGGUGAAACGGACAUCACAGAGAUCGGUAUAGACGCUAUGUUGACGGGGAACCCGCAAUUAACUCAAAGUCUGACUGUGGUAAACAUAGGAAUGUACGGCGAGGAGAACAUUGAUCACACAGACGUCGCUUUAUUAAUACGGCGGCUGCCAAACCUCACUAAUCUUGGCAGUUACUCGUUUGUUGGUAAAUCUGUUUACUCGAUAUACAGGACGGACCCGGAUUUCAAAACAAAGCUCCAGUACAUGCAUGACGUGCAGACUAACAUGCGCACGAUGAAGGCGAUCAUUGCGCUGUGUCCCAUGAUAGAGACCAUUUACCUGGAGGAGCCGGACCAAGGUGUACUGCAGCAGAUCAAAGAGUUGAACAAUGUUACUAAGAUUAAGCUGAAUAAAUUCCAGUGUCACGAACUUCACCAGUUACUUGAUAAGGUUGGUCACAAGAUAGAAACGUUGAUGCUAUCUGCAUCUACAGGGUCGUUCAACUUCACCAGGGUCGCAGAAACAUGUAGGAAUCUGGAAAGUUUAGAGUUCUAUCAAAUACAAACGGCGACGCAUGAAGAAGAGAUACCGUUCAACAAUUUGCAGCACAUUGAAAUUAUUCACGGGAACCUGUCGACAUCGUGUCUCAAGUACCUGAUGACUGGUAGUCCUAAGCUAAAGAAAUUGAUUAUCGGCGACGAAAUCAAGUUGGAUGACAAUGAUAUGUCGCGGAUGCUUCGCCGAAACAAAUUCGAGCAUUUGGAGGGCAUUUGGUUCCCCAAUGCGCCGCGUUUGACAAGAGACACGGUCGACCUCUUGAUCGAGUGCUGUCCCAAACUUACGAGCCUCGGUCAGCUGAGCGGGUGGCAGUUCACUCCUGAUGACAUGAUGCUGAUGAGAGCAAUCACCGCAAGCACCAACACUGAUAUUGUAUUAUCACCCCUGGGGAUAUUCCAACAAGGACGUUAAGUGUGUAAGUGACAAUCGACUUUAUGAGGCGGUAUUAAAGCCUAGUUUGACAUGAUGUGGACUUAUUAGUUUUUCUACGCAGUGGCUAUGACUAUGUGCAUUUGUUUUAUAUAGAUAUCAAGCUUUUAAGUAGUCACACUGCUGGGUAAAGGUCUGUUAUACGGAGAAGGAAUGCGCAAUUGAUUGCUCACAACACAACACAAAACUUGCUCAUGGCCAAUUGUUGAUUUUACGAUUUAUCAUUUUAUCAGAAAGUUCCCAACUAGUGAAAUUCAAUACUUUUCGACAAAAACAAUAGCUUUUUAUGAAUUAUGUUUCACAAAAAUAUCAAUUUAAAUUACUUUUAAAUACUGUAUUAUUAUUUUUAGUGAAAACAAUAUGUUUUUGGUUACAGAAACAUAACCAUUGUCAAGUCCAGUUUAUCUCAAGAUAUCUUUCUUCGCCGUAUUAACUCGUCGAGUACCGGUUUUGUAGACACGAUUAUAGAACAAUAGGUUGCGGUCACCGGUGACCGCUUGGUGUUUGACAGUUUAAAGGCCUAUUUUUUUUUAUACAUAUUGAAAAAAUUUUUGAUACAUAUUUCUCAUUCUGAGAAUUUAAAUUCAUCGCCAACUCAGGUUUGUUAAAAUAUAAUAAAUAUAAAAAUGGAUGUAUAAAAUGACUUAUUUAUAAAUUAGUUUCUGAAAUUAAGAAUGUAUUGUAUGUAUAGACACGUAGGUAAUUAAUUUUUUACGUCUUUAUAACUUCUUUACUAUACGGUACGUACUGAAAUAUAUAAAAUUUUUUUUUU
Spodoptera litura is the source of this 2416-nucleotide messenger RNA. RefSeq lists its product as uncharacterized. NCBI's taxonomy places the organism in Eukaryota, Metazoa, Arthropoda, Insecta, Lepidoptera, Noctuidae. The record is from RefSeq and is a predicted model, not a curated record.